AUCAUUUGUGUAGAUGAUGCCGAUACCUUAAGGCGAAAGAGACAAAAACUUAAUAACAACUCAAGCUCGAUACUUUUCAAACAUGUAGCAGAAACUGAGAAGCAUACCAGAAAUCAACCUAUUAGUUUUAAUAUCGUCAAAGCUGAACCAGCUGGCCGGAUAUCGCCGUUUGGAGCUCCGAGUACGAGUGUAGGAAAUUUCGGUCUGCAGUCUACAAUAUCAUCCUCACAACCAUACAAUAGCAUGCAAACCCUAAGGCCUCAGGUAUCUCCAGGACGAACACCAUCCCCUAUGGAAUACAAUGUUUAUAGCCCAUCUCUCGUGCAACAGCAAUAUCAACCAAACAUCCAACCAUUGAUGUCAAACACGACGACAGAUAUUCAAACAUUUUCUUAUGUAGAUCAACUGCAAUUACAACCGGAACCAAAUCUAUUGAUGUUAAACAAAGUAACGCCUUUAAAUCAAGCAGAAUCCCAGUCAACGAACAAUAUUGGCAUCGUAGGAGCCAUGUCUAGUAUCCUAGACAUGGAUAGUCAACAAUUUAAUUUUGACUCUGCUGAUCUCGCGGAUUUUGGAGCAAAUCUCUCUGCAAAUCUGUCGACUGGAUUAUCUAUCUCUGACUCUAUACAACCCGAAGUUGUUGGGAGUCAUUCCGAAGAAAGGAAUAGUAUGACUGAACAUAUUACUUGGAUAAACGAAGAACUUUCCGCUCUAAAUAAGAUACUCAAACCUAAUCGAGAAAAUGAUGGCUGAAAACUUUAUUAAAAUGACCUGAUAUCAGUUAAUUGUGACCGACGCCGGAAUCAUAAGAAAUUUGCAACUGAUUAUAUAUAUGUAUUUUAUACAUUACAAGUGCUCUCUCCACUGCCAUUAAAACAAAAAAAAUAAUCAAAUCUUUUUUCUUUUCGCAGUAAAUAAAAGAACAUUUGAUAUACAAAAAUAACCAGAGUAUGCAAAACGAUAAUUUUGAGCUUUAAUCUCUUCUACUCACAAUCUAUAUUUUUAUACAUACUCAAUUUAUAUUUUAUAAAAGUGUGUAGAGAGAAAGUCAAAAAAGAAACAUCAUAUUUUCUAAGUGAAUAAUAUUAUAAUAUACACGAAUUAUUAAUACUAUGAAUAUUGAUUAAAACAAAAUUACGAAAUCUUAAUGUUUGUGAUGAAAUUUAUCUGACAGUAACAUAUAGGCAAUUACCUAUUCAGAAUAAAUUAUUCAGUCGGUCAUGAAACUGAUAUGUGCGAAAUGUAAUAUAUUUGUUUGUCGACAUCACAGAUUGAGAUGUUAAUUUAAUUUGAGAUAAAACGAUUGAGAUAAUGCUCGGACUUGUGAUCAAAGUUCAUAAUUUGUUUUUUGUAUAAUUGAUUCUCCCGAUACUCCUGAUGAAAAAUUGAGUUUUGCGCAAUAAGCAGAAAAAAGUUGUCGAGAUAAAUUAUUCAUGAGACAAGUUAUUAUAAAUGAUAAUUAUAAAUUAUUAAAUUAGAUGAAUAUUUGUAGGAGUAAUUUCUCUCUCGCGUUUUUUUACGCUUGUACUUUUUAUUUUUUGCACAAUCACGUGUCUACAAAACUACGUUUAUAAAUCUGUAUAUUUGUAAAUAUAUAUAUAUAUAUAUAUAUAUGAUUGUUAUACAUUUAGAUGUUGAUAUACUCGAAAAAAGCGCACGAUAAAAAGAUAUUGAAAUCAAUGUACUCAAAAAUUUCAAUGGAUGUUCCGUCCAACUAUUUUUUAUGUAUAUAUUAUGCGGUUUUUUAUUUAAGAAUAAUGUAUGUAAGAGGAUACGUAUGCGUAUGCAAAUUCUCCAAUCUAUCAAUUUUAUUAAGAUUAAGUAAAUAUAUGGUAAUCGUGUAACGAGACGAUUGUCUUGAUAUAAAAUAUAUUUUUACAAUAACAUAUCUCAGGUAAUUCGUUAUUACUAAAAUAUUACAAAGCGCGCGUGUAACGCGCGUCAUUUGUUUCUUUGUCAUGUAUUAUUGUGAUGCAAGUGUAGAUACCAGAUAGGAAUCAUGCACAGGAUAUGUAAAUGUAGAAAAUGAGAAAUAAUCAAUCGACAUAUAACUAUA
Molecule: messenger RNA, 2056 nt
Organism: Nylanderia fulva
Lineage: Eukaryota; Metazoa; Arthropoda; Insecta; Hymenoptera; Formicidae
Source: RefSeq, a predicted model, not a curated record